GCCUGUAUGUUUGGUCUUACUGUCACACUUACAGCACAGGGCACAGAGUACAUAAUAUUAUUAUAUUAUACUGUGUGUGUUGUUUUCGCAUCUCAAAACGGAUGUUAAAUCCAAAUAAAAUAUUUUAAUCUUAUCUAUAAUGUUUAUUUGAUCGUACAAUAAUCGGGUUGAUAGAAUAUCAGCAUCAUAUCUCAUGUAAUGCCUGUCAAUUCACUAAAGCGUAACAGUGAACGGGGGAGAUAAUUUAUUGUAAUUCCUUUCAGUUAGUUUUCAACUAAAUGUAAUUUGGCGCUCAUAAUGGAAGAUUAUAAGUUUCUUUUUAAAGUUGUGUUAGUGGGUAAUGCUGGUGUCGGUAAGACCUGUUUAGUCCGAAGAUUCACACAGGGCUUGUUCCCACCAGGCCAAGGUGCUACAAUUGGUGUUGACUUUAUGAUCAAAACUGUGGAAGUCGACGGAGAGAAAGUGAAGCUUCAAAUAUGGGAUACCGCAGGACAGGAGAGAUUUAGAUCUAUAACUCAGAGUUAUUACCGCUCUGCACAUGCAUUGAUAUUGGUGUAUGAUAUAUCUUGCCAGCCUACCUUUGAUUGCUUGCCAGAUUGGCUCAGAGAAAUAGAAGAAUAUGCUAGUCAUAAGGUUCUUAGAAUAUUAGUUGGCAAUAAAACUGAUAGAGAGGACAGAGAAAUCCCUCGGCAUAUAGGAGAAGAUUUCGCACAAAGACAUGGGAUGUAUUUCUUAGAAACAUCGGCAAAAGAAGCAGAGAAUGUGGAAAGGCUGUUUAUGGAGAUAGCUGUUGAACUAAUGGAGCAAGCAAAAUGCAAGGAGCUGCCCAAAUAUGACGGCAGCCUAGGUCCAAUCAACGGCAAGACGACAUCUGUAGGCGAUGGCUCAUGCUGUCUCCGAUCGUAAACCUGACGAAUUUAUCUCAUUGAUAUUACUAGUGUUGUAAAACUCGUUGUUUUAUAGAGUUAAUUUAUUUUUUGGGUAUCGACGAUGAAUAAUCGAGGAUUUUAUU
Molecule: messenger RNA, 1012 nt
Organism: Vanessa tameamea
Lineage: Eukaryota; Metazoa; Arthropoda; Insecta; Lepidoptera; Nymphalidae
Product: ras-related protein Rab-30-like
Exons: 4
Coding region: 298-906 (202 amino acids)
Biological process (GO): vesicle-mediated transport
Cellular component (GO): Golgi cisterna; trans-Golgi network
Molecular function (GO): GTPase activity; GTP binding
Source: RefSeq, a predicted model, not a curated record